Aplosporella prunicola CBS 121167 is the source of this 1941-nucleotide messenger RNA. RefSeq lists its product as uncharacterized. The transcript has 4 exons. The record is from RefSeq and is a predicted model, not a curated record. Bases 1 to 1941 code for a protein of 646 amino acids. Gene Ontology annotation, molecular function: sucrose:proton symporter activity. NCBI's taxonomy places the organism in Eukaryota, Fungi, Ascomycota, Dothideomycetes, Botryosphaeriales, Aplosporellaceae. Gene Ontology annotation, cellular component: membrane.
AUGGCCGACUCUCGCUCCCCGAGUCCCGACUCAAAUGCGCCCCCUCUCGCCCACCCCAAGGUCGUGUCCUUCCGUCAAGAUUCCAUCACUCUGUCACGCCCCAGCCAGUCCAACGAUCAGAUGAACGAGCACUCGCCCCUUCUGCGGCCACGCCAGUCCGAAGAUGACGAGAACGGCCUCAAGUCCGUCGUAUCUCCGCUCGCUAGCGAUGACAGUUGGAACGGCGAAACCGAUGAGGAGACCAAGAGCAGCUGGUAUCUGCUGCUGUUGACGCUGGCAGGUGGAGGCUUGCAGAUAGCGUGGUCCGUAGAGCUUUCGUAUGGCUCACCGUAUUUAUUAUCUCUCGGGCUCAGCAAGUCACUACUGGCCCUCGUCUGGAUUGCAGGGCCUCUAUCGGGGACGCUAGUCCAACCAUAUGUCGGCCUGAAGAGUGACCACUGCAGGUCCAAAUGGGGAAAGAGAAGGCCGUUCAUUGUGGGCGGUGCCAUCGCGACCAUUGCAUCACUCUUCCUCCUGGCAUGGACCCGAGAAAUAGUUGGAAAUUUCUUGGCAAUCUUUGGCGUUGCUAGAGACUCACAAGGCACUCGGGUCAGCACCAUGGCCUUUGCCGUCUUCAUGAUCUACGUCUUGGACUUUGCCAUCAACGUCAUCCAAGCUGCCAUUCGCGCAUUCGUCGUCGACAAUGCUCCGACGCAUCAGCAGGAAUCUGCCAAUGCCUGGAUUAUGCGCACGACGGGCACCGGCAACAUCCUUGGUUAUCUGUCAGGUUACGUCAACCUGCCCAAGCUGUUCCCAUUCUUUGGAAAUACGCAGAUGAAAGUCCUGUGCGCAAUCGCAUGUCUCGCCCUCGCCAUCACCGUCGCCAUCAGCUGUUCGGCCAUCUCGGAGAGGGACCCGCGACACGAGCCCGAACCUGCGAGCCAGGGCGGCGUGAUUUCUUUCUUCACCAAUCUCUACCACUCAGUCCGUCGCCUGCCGCCGCAGAUUGUGCGCGUUUGUCAGGUCCAGUUGGCGGCCUGGAUUGGAUGGUUCCCCUUCCUCUUCUACGCGACCACCUACAUUGGAGAGAUCUACACGGAGCCGUACUUUGAAGCUAACCCACACAUGUCACCGGAGGAGGUCGACAAGAUCUGGGAAAAGGGCACCCGCAUGGGCACGCUGGCGCUCUUCAUCUUCGCUAUAACCUACUUUGCCGCGAGCAUCAUUUUGCCUUUUAUUGUUGCGCCAACAUACAAGGCACCCUUGCCGAAUCCGACAACGCCCAUGACGCCCACGACACCCGGUUCCAUGUCUGCGAGCGGAUACUUCAACUACAAGCCGCAGAAGCACCAAGCCAAGUCGCGCUGGCAACGGUGGCUCGAACUAACUAAUCACCUGCAGAUCCAAUCACUCACACUCCGCCGGGCCUGGCUACUCUCGCACAUUGUCUUCACCGUCCUCAUGUGGAUGACGAUUCUGGUGCGGAACACGACGUUUGCAACCAUUCUGGUAGCGCUGGUCGGUCUCCCCUGGGCCAUCACGAACUGGGCGCCUUUUGCGCUCAUCAGUGCCGAGAUUUCCAAGCGCGACGCCAUCAGGCGGGGACUCGCGCGGCCGCCGCCGACGCGCGAUGGUGCUCUGCUGGCUUCGGGCGAGGACGACUCGGCGGACCGCGCGGGUGUUGUCUUGGGCAUUCAUAACGUUGCGAUUGCGGCGCCCCAGGUCAUUGCCACAAUCGUGAGCUCGGCGAUUUUCCGCGCGCUGCAGAAGCCGCGCGGAACUCCGGGCGACGAGAGCGUCGCAUGGGUGCUGCGGUUUGGCGGGUGCUGCACUUUGUUGGCGGCGUGGUUGACAAGACGUGUAGGUGAGGAGAAUGUUGAUGAGAGAGGAGGCGAGGGAGGCGGAGAUGGUGGUGCUGGGCGUGGCCGGUUCACGAGGUUGAAUGCGGACGACGACGAGUAG